Messenger RNA from Anopheles coluzzii, 3820 nucleotides. RefSeq lists its product as uncharacterized. The record is from RefSeq and is a predicted model, not a curated record. The coding region runs from base 675 to 1694 and encodes 339 amino acids. NCBI's taxonomy places the organism in Eukaryota, Metazoa, Arthropoda, Insecta, Diptera, Culicidae. The transcript has 3 exons.
GUAGCCCCGCUGCCAGGGAAGGACUCAACCGAGUCGGGCCAGCCAGGAGCCCCGCUGCCAGGGAAGGACUCAACCGAGUCGGGCCAGCCAGGAGCCCCGCUGCCAGGGAAGGACUCAACCGAGUCGGGCCAGCCAGGAGCCCCGCGCCAGGGAAGGACUCAACCGAGUCGGGCCAGCCAGGAGCCCCGCGCCAGGGAAGGACUCAACCGAGUCGGGCCAGCCAGGAGCCCCGCUGCCAGGGAAGGACUCAACCGAGUCGGACCAGCCAGGCGCCCCGCGCCAGGGAAGAGCUCGUGGGAGCUAGGCCGCUGCCAGGGAGGUAGCCGCCCACCGCCCCGCGCCAGGGAAGAGCUCGUGGGAGCUAGGCCGCUGCCAGGAAGGUAGCCGCCCACCGCCCCGCGCCAGGGAAGAGCUCGUGGGAGCUAGGCCGCUGCCAGGGAGGUAGCCGCCCACCGCCCCGCGCCAGGGAAGAGCUCGUGGGAGCUAGGCCGCUGCCAAGAAGGUAGCCGCCCACCGCCCCGCACCAGGGAAGAGCUCGUGGGAGCUAGGCCGCUGCCAGGAAGGUAGCCGCCCACCGCCCCGCACCAACAGCAAAGCUGAGCGCCGUAGAAGGUCGGUAAGCGAUUUACUAUUUUUACUAUAAUUAAGAGUGAAGUGAAGUGAAACAAAAAAAAAUGGCGACAUCAAAGGCGAGGGCAAUCAAGGAAGCGGAAGUGAAUCUCGUAGAGGUGAUAGUUGGUCUAAAACAGGAAUUAGCGGAAACCAAAGAAAAGUGGGAAAAGGAAUCAAAGGAAUUAAAAAAAGUAAUUGAAAGUAGGGCAAAAGAAGAUGAAGCGUCAAUCCUCUUAAAGGAGCAACGCCAGGCUUUCGAUUCGAUGAUGAUCGAACAACGACAAAUUUUUGAUGAAUGGAAGAAACAGACUGAAAAUCCGCAAGUAACGACCACUCCAAUUAACUCUACCAGUAAUUUAGAAAGCAUAGUACAUUCAUUAGCGGAUGCACUGAAAACACGCACUAACACUGCUAUCCUCGAUCUUCCCGAAUUUGAUGGGGACUAUAAAAUGUGGCCUAGGUUCAAAGCUAUUUUCGAUAAAACUAACCAAGAAGGCAAGUUAAGUACUACGGAGCAAUUAGCCCGUCUAUCAAAGAGCCUUAAGGGAAAUGCCGCUCAGAGUGUAAGCCGUCUGAUGAUUGACCCGGCUAAUGUAUCAAAAAUAAUAGACCGGUUGGAAGAAGAAUAUGGGAAUGCAAAAAUAGUUUACAAAGCACUUUUAGCAGACCUCAUGCAAAAUGAAAAUCCAUCCCUUAGUAAACCAAAGACAUUUUUAAGCUUCAUCAGGUCAUUAGACGACCUUGUUACAAACAUGACAGUAUUAAAAAAGGAAGAAUAUCUUACGGAUCCAAGGCUAUUAGACGAUUUGGUCGAUAAGCUUCCAGAAGACCUAAAGCGUGAGUGGUUAAUAACCUUGAUUCGAGAGAAAGAGGAAGGAGGAAAUAGUCGCAUUAAAACACUAAACGAUUUUUUGAAGUGGCUUAAACCUACAGAGAAGCUUGCCAUCCUAUCAAAUGUAAAUGAAGGCCGGGAGGAGGCUAUAUGUGAUAAAAACCUAAGUUCACCAAUAGAACCGAACCCAAAUAGAAAUACCAGAACCUGUUGCCAUGUUUGUCAGGGAGACCAUCGCAUUGUCGAUUGAAGAAGAUUUCGGGGUAUGCGAUUAAAUGAAAGGUGGGACGCCGUUAGAAGAUUUGGGUUAUGUACAAACUGUUGUAACAACAGAAAUCAUAAUGCUAAUAAUUGUCGAUUACCACCCCAGUGUCGUGAAGCCAAUUGUCAUAUGAAACAUCAUCCAUUAUUACAUUACACUAACAAGAGUCAAAAUAAUUUAAACACAUUGAACCAUCACAGUACCACCGAAGGAAUAUUUUACCAAAUAAUACCGGUCUCUGUCAUUCACGAAGACAAAGAAAUUGAUACAUUUGCCUUUAUAGAUACAGGUUCUUCCGCAAGUCUUUUGUUAACAGAUAUUAAAGAAAGUUUGGGUGUUCAGGGGAUAAGAAAGCCAUUGGCUCUGACAUGGACCAAUGGCGAAAUGCAGGAGGAAGCUACCAGCGAAUUAGUCAAUUUGCAAAUAAGGGGUAUGAGUGGCCUAAUACAACCAUUGAAAGGAUUGAGGACAAUUAGGGAAAUGAAUUUACCUUCACAAACUUUAAACGCGAACUCGUUGAAAACCCGAUACAAACAUUUUGAUGGAAUUGAUCUUCCAAACUACAUAGAUGGAGCACCAACCAUUUUGUUAGGCUUACCACACGCUCACCUUAUUUGUGGGUCGGAAAAUCGCGUUGGUGGUCCAGAUGAACCUAUUGCGAUCAAAACCUCAUUAGGCUGGUCAGUUCUAGGUAAGGGAUCGAAAAGGGAAAACAAAGGUAGCUUGUUUGUGCUAAAUGAAAAAUGUGAUAAAGAAGAAAAAGGAAUGGAGGAAAUUAUGAAGGAAUUUUUUACAACCGAAGGUUUUGGUGUUCAACCUAGCCCAAAUAUAAUAACCCCAAAACAUGAAGAAAGAGCAUUGAACUUGAUGAAAAAUACUCUAAGACCACUAGAAACGGGCUAUGAAAUAGGACUUUUAUGGAAAGAGGAUGAUAUAAACCUCCCAGAAAGCUAUACCCAAGCGCUUAGACGGUUGCAGGGUUUUAAAGAAGACUUGAAAAAGAUGUAAAUCUUAAAAACUGGUACUACAACGAAAUUUCGUUAUACUGCCAAAAGGGAUACGCUAAGGAAGUUAACACGGAAAUACAAAUACACAACAGAAAUUUAAACUAUAUACCACAUUUCGCAGUAGUGAACUUAAACAAAUUAAACCCAAAGCCAAGGUUGGUCUUUGACGCCGCGGCUCGGAACAUGGGGAUCUCUCUAAAUUCUCAGUUGCUGACAGGACCUGAUGCAGUCCCUCCACUCAUUGGUAUCCUGUUAAGAUUUAGAGAAGGCAGCAUUGGAGUCUCUGGCGAUAUUCAAGAAAUGUUUCGCCGCAUUAGAAUUCGAGCAGAUGACAGAUGUGCACAGCGCUUUCUUUAUAGGGAAUCCCCAAAUUAUUCACCAAAGAUCAUGGAAAUGAGAGUAAUGAUCUUUGGCGCUUCUUGUUCCCCUGCGUGUGCACAAUACGUUAAAAACUACAACGCUGGAUUAUUUCGGCAGCGGUACCCUGAGGCAGUUAAAGCUAUUGAAAAUAAUCAUUAUGUGGACGACUAUCUAGAUAGUUUCACGUCAAUAGAAACAGCAACCCAAAGAGUAAAUGAAGUGAUACUUAUUCAUAAUCAAGCAGAUUUUUUUAUUCGAAAUUUCAUAUCCAACUCUAGUCAAUUAACCAACCAAAUUCCUUGUGAACGUAUUUCAACCCAACCUGUUUUGAAGAUAAGCGAAGGCACCUCAAAUUUUGAUAAAAUUCUAGGGCAGUACUGGGAAAAAGAAAAGGAUGUAUUCAAGUUUAUUUUAAAUGAUCUGACCAUUCCUGGCCAUUCAGUCAGCAAACGAGAAAUGCUUGCAAAAACAAUGAAAAUAUAUGAUCCAAUGGGACUCCUUACCAAUUAUACUAUAGAGCCCAAAAUACUAAUACAAGAAGUAUGGAAGUUGAAGAUGGAUUGGGAUCAAAAUAUUCCUCCUGAUCUAAAUAGAAAAUGGCAAGACUGGUUGCACAGGUUGAAGGAAUUAGAAACAUGGGAACUUCAGAGAUGUUAUUCACAAGCAGGAGAGCCAAUUACAAGAGAGCUUCACACAUUUGUCGAUGCGUCUGAGCAAGCAUUUGCUGCUGUCACAUAUAUUCGCACA